Messenger RNA from Cetraspora pellucida, 330 nucleotides. NCBI's taxonomy places the organism in Eukaryota, Fungi, Glomeromycota, Glomeromycetes, Diversisporales, Gigasporaceae. The record is from the annotation of a GenBank genome assembly.
AUGAUGAUGAACAGCUAUGUUAGAAUAAAAAUUUCAAGCAUCAAAUAUGUUUCUGAAAUAAAUCUUGCUGCAUCUGCAAUUAAGUAUUCUAUUGCUCGAUUAAAACUUAUAAUAGAUAUUGAUAAUCAUAUUACUGGUAUUGAAAGUUUAGUGAUUGAACCUAAACCUUUACCUGAUGGAUUUUUAAUUUUAGCUUUUGAUAAUGAACAAAAAGGCCAAAAAAAUUAUUUAGAUCAGGAUCACAAUACAGUUGUAUAUCAUACCGUAACUAGUUUUGUAGCUCUUAAUUUUGAUACAAAUAAUAACAGCCAAUUAGAAAUUGAUCCGUGA